Molecule: messenger RNA, 1635 nt
Organism: Paramecium tetraurelia
Lineage: Eukaryota; Ciliophora; Oligohymenophorea; Peniculida; Parameciidae
Exons: 5
Molecular function (GO): protein binding
Source: RefSeq, a predicted model, not a curated record
AUGAAUUCAUUGGCCACUUUGAAAUUUGUCAAUAUUGAAAACAAUGAUUUGUAAAGUCAUUUUCCAAUUGAUCCAAAUGCAGAUAUCAUAUUGGUUUUGAAUGGCAAAGAAACUUUUUAAUUGUAGAUCAGGUUACUUAAAAAAAGAAGCCAAUAUUUCGAAACGCAACUGCAUAAUAGUGACUCCAAAUUUAAAGUUAUACCCGGCAAACACGAUGGAGUAGUAUUUUAAAAAAUACUCAACUGUUUUUAUGGUUACCAGUAUCACAUUUACAAAGCUGAAGAAUUUUACUCUGCUUAUAAAAUCUCUCACUUUCUAUAAAUUAAUAAUUUUAUCACUACUCUUUAGGAUUCAUUAUACGAAAACUUCCAAAGAAUAGAUAUUCAUAUUGUAUUAACACUAGCUGAAUUAUAUGAAAUUGAAUCACUAAGAGAAAAAUAUAUUGAUUAUUUGGAUGAAAAUCCUCAAUUAUGGAAAAUCAUAUUGCCCAUACAAAAAUUAGAGUUUUAUCGAUAAAAUUAUUAUUCUAUUUGUUGCACUAAACAAAAUGAUGACAUCCCUAUCAAUGUUUUACAUUUAAAAGAAGACAUCCUAAUCAAACUUCUAUCAUUUCACAAUGAAUAAAAAAAUAAGAAAUCCUUUCCUGAAAAGUUCUUAACUCCAGAUGAUAUUCUCAAAAUUAUACAAUUUCAAACUUAAGAAGAAAGGCAAGAAAACACAAUUAAAAUUGUCAACUCUAUAUACAAAGUUGAAGACAUCUAUUCAGACAAUGAUGCUAGAAGAUUGCAAACCUUCAUGGGCAAAUCAUACUCCAGCAGCGUCAAUUCAUCUUCUUGUUCCGAUAGGUCCUCCAAACUUAUUAUCGAAUAACAGAGAGAUAUUGAAGAACUUAAAAUGAAGUUAUAAUGCUCAAUCAAAGAGAAUAAUGAACUAUAAUUAAAAUCUAAGAUGCUCGAAGAAAGAAUUGAAAAUCUACAAUAAUUAAUUGAAAAUCAAAAGAAAACCUCAAUCAACGCUAGCAAUUUGAAUAAUUCGAAUUCCUAAGACAUUGAGUCCUCCUAAUUUGUAUUACAACAAGUAGCUGAAUCUAUUCCAUUGGAGAGUUCAUCGAUCGAUUAAAGUGACAACACAUUUUUUAAAAGCCAACUGCAUUUCAAUAGCACACCUCAAACGGUUUUCACCCUGUCAGAACUCUCUUAUUUGGGAGAGAUUUUGAAUGCCAAAAUCUAUCAGUAAAUUAAAUUCAAAUUAUUGUAUCGAGGAACCGAGAAUAAUUUUUAUCUUGCAUCAGAAGAAUAGUUAACCUCUAUUAAAAAAGCAACUUCCAUCUUGAUUCUUAUUCGAUCAGUAGACAAUGAUUCAGUUUUUGGAAUAUUUAAUUAAAACAGUCGAAUAUAAAUAAUUAAUUUUUAAAGUAAGAAAAGGGUGGAUUACAAAAAAGAGUUGAAAUUAGCUAUCAAUUCCAACUAUUUAUUAAAACUUGGCAAUGAUAUUGAGAUAUUCGUUGAUUGUUGUAAUAAAAAAAACAAUAUCUGCAAUAAUAUAAAUGGAUUAGGUUGUUUAGCUGGUAAAACUGAAUUUCAAGUAGAUGAGCUUGAAAUUUAUGAGUGUUCUAUCCAUAAUGAAAUUGUGUGA